Messenger RNA from Monopterus albus (swamp eel), 1323 nucleotides. RefSeq names its product rhomboid domain containing 3 (gene rhbdd3). The record is from RefSeq and is a predicted model, not a curated record. Gene Ontology annotation, cellular component: membrane. Gene Ontology annotation, molecular function: protein binding; serine-type endopeptidase activity. Lineage: Eukaryota; Metazoa; Chordata; Actinopteri; Synbranchiformes; Synbranchidae.
GAGGGGGAUGAGGUGUCCAAUAGGUGGCGGUAAUGCAUCUUUCUGUUUGCACCCCACCUGCCAAUAAACACAAAGAAGACGACAUACCGUAGUACGGAAGUGGGAAUCCACAUAAUCUAACGCUGUGCUUGUUAUGAGAACCAGCAGAUGGUUGCUUCUUUGUGCGACAAAAGGACAAGUGAGUGGACAAACUACUGCUGAUCUUAAACAAUGCUUGGGCGUAUAUUAUCAGUAUGGUUUUGGUUUGGAGCAGAUCGCCCUGUUACCCUGGGAACAGCUUCAUUGAUAACACUCAUGCUGCUCAUAUAUGCUGGGGGUAUCCAGUCAAAUCUCAGCUUAGGUCCAGGCGGAGACUUCCCAAGGUUCAGAGAUGUGUUCCUGUAUGCUCUCAGUCAUGAUGAGCUUUCCUCUCUACUGGUCAGUGUUGCUCUCCUGUUGCUGGUUGGACCGUGUCAGGAGCGACGCUGGGGGACAGUUGCCUUCCUCACCCUCUCCAUCCUGACAAUGAUCUUAUUACCUCUUGUUUAUACCCUGGUCCUCUUUGUCGGUGGGGGUGAGGCGAGUCGGAUUUGUGGUUAUUCUGCCAUCUUACUGGCUCUAUUUACAGCCCAGUGUCGCCAGGUAACACCGAGGAAGCUGCUGAGGUGGUUGCCAGUCUGGUCUCUCCCCUGGCUGUUUCUCUUGAUUGGUCUGCUGCUGCUGCCAGGCACACCUGCCCUGCUUCACUUCUGUGCAAUAUGCAUUGGACACAACUAUCAACAGGCUUUCAUUGCGAUGUUACAGGAGCUGGAGGAGGCCAGGGUCUUGGAUUUCAUUCCUGAUUGGGUAUAUGUUCCCACUUCAUCCAGGUUCAGAUUGCCCACUUACACUACCUCACACAGACCUAGAUCUCUGUCUCAGACAACACCUGUAGCUCAGGCAGCUGCUCUCCCCCUGAGGAAUGUUUCGAACCACCACACAUGGAUGGAGCCAUUGCCUUCCUGGACAAUGGAGGGGUAUGCUGUGCAGUCUGAGGUGGAGGUGUUGGAGGAGCAGAUGCUAAGGGCAGGGAUACUAGCCUCAUUACAAGGUGUUCCUGAUGACCCUGAUUCAAAAGUGGAGGUGCCCAAAUCAUCAGUUUCAUCUCUGCGACUCCAGCAGCUGGAGAAGAUGGGCUUCCCCACAGAGAAAGCUGUUGUGGCAUUAGCAGCCUCAAAACAGCUCGAUGGCGCUAUCUCCCUGCUUAUAGAUGACAGUGUUGGAGAACAAGCUGUGGUGGUAUCUAAAGGACGGAGCCCUGUGCCACCACAGAGCACCUAGAUGACCUCACACUCCUGGACUGAG